This is a messenger RNA of Theobroma umbraticum, 909 nucleotides long. Its product is annotated as gamma-tocopherol methyltransferase, chloroplastic-like. The record is from RefSeq and is a predicted model, not a curated record. Gene Ontology annotation, molecular function: S-adenosylmethionine-dependent methyltransferase activity. Gene Ontology annotation, biological process: methylation. Lineage: Eukaryota; Viridiplantae; Streptophyta; Magnoliopsida; Malvales; Malvaceae.
AUGUCUACUGUUAGGAGAUCUAUUGUCAAUCUUCCCUCAAAUGAAGGAGUUCAAAAUCUUGUGGGAGAUAAAGCAUGCCGUUGGAUAGUGGGUGAUGGUGCCACUAUAUUCUUUUGGCUUGAUAAAUGGAUUGAUGAUGUUCCUUUUAGCUCAAAAUUUCCAGGCCUUUUCUGUUUGGCCAAUUUGAAGGAAUUGAAAGUUUUUGAAGCUUGGAAUAAUGGGUCUUGGUCUAUUAGUUUUCAACAUAACUUAUAUUCUUGGGAAAUGGAAUCCUAUGGCUCAAUCGCAAGGUGGAGUCAACUGGAUUUCGUUGCUUUUUGUAUUCAAUCAUGGUCUGAAGGCCCUUUUUUUGGUACUAUUUAUAAACGAUGGAUGAUGGUUUCUUUCCAAGUCGCGGAUGCUUCGAAGCAGCCAUUCCCUGAUGCUCAAUUUGAUCUAGUUUGGUCUAUGGAAAGCGCAGAUCAUAUGCCUGACAAAGCUAAGUUUGUUAGUGAGUUAGUGCGAGUUGCAGCUCCAGGAGGCACAAUAGUAAUAGUGACAACUUGCCAUAGGGAUCUUGGUCCCUCUGAAGAGUCUUUGCAGCCGUGGGAGAAAAAGCUGCUAAACAGGAUACGUAAUGCAUUUUGUUCGUCUGGUUAUUGUCCCCGUGCUGUUUAUGUCAAACUACUUGAGUCCCUAUCUGUCCAGGAUAUAAAGGCUGCUGAUUGGUCUGAGCAUGUUCUCCCAUUUUGGGCAGCAGUGAUGCGCUCAACAGUAUUCACAUGAAAGGCCUCAUAAAGGUUCUAUGUGGUGGUAAUUAAGUCUAAUCUAAAAUCCAUAAAAGUAGCACUGGCCAUACCAUUGAUGGAUGAAGGACUUCGGAAAGGCUUGCUCAGAUACACUAUUAUCACCUGCCGAAAACCUGAGUAA